This is a messenger RNA of Aspergillus neoniger CBS 115656, 468 nucleotides long. RefSeq lists its product as uncharacterized. Bases 1 to 468 code for a protein of 155 amino acids. The transcript has 4 exons. The record is from RefSeq and is a predicted model, not a curated record. Lineage: Eukaryota; Fungi; Ascomycota; Eurotiomycetes; Eurotiales; Aspergillaceae.
AUGAGAUAUCUGGAGCUGCCACCUCCUAUCUUGACAGGUGGACUGGGUACCUGCUCUUCGUCUCAUUACACAAUCCGCGAACUAUGGACAGUCUAUCCGGUAGCUACAAUCCGGAUUGGCAUAACCUUCGGCCCAAUAUACUCGAGGCAACAGAUUGCACAUGGGUAUAAAGCAUUACCGUUCCCGUCUUAUCGUAUCGGCGAGCUUGUGGCUUGGAUCGUAGUGCGGUCUACCACUCUUGAAGAUUUGGCCAGCAAGGAUGGAGAAAACAGCACAGCUUCGGCCGCACCAUUGCCUGGAUCGAAGCAACAAGAGAUCUUCUCCGAAACCACUACAGCGGUCCGAAGGACUCCAGUUCAGCCAAGUAUUUGUGCGACAAACUCCAAGGCCGCGACGAGGACCACAAGUAACUCUCAAACUGCACUGGCUAUUGAAGGAGAGAUGGUUGAGAUGAAGCGCUAUCACUAA